Trypanosoma conorhini is the source of this 431-nucleotide messenger RNA. Its product is annotated as casein kinase. NCBI's taxonomy places the organism in Eukaryota, Euglenozoa, Kinetoplastea, Trypanosomatida, Trypanosomatidae. Gene Ontology annotation, molecular function: protein serine/threonine kinase activity; ATP binding. The annotation marks the transcript as partial. Gene Ontology annotation, cellular component: nucleus; cytoplasm. The record is from RefSeq and is a predicted model, not a curated record. The transcript has a single exon. Gene Ontology annotation, biological process: endocytosis; peptidyl-serine phosphorylation; signal transduction.
AUGAGCAAUACAAGCUGCCACAUUGAAAUUUUGAUUGGCAACAAAUACCGCAUCGGCCAGAAGAUUGGGGCGGGCUCGUUCGGCGAGAUCUUCCGCGGCACAAACAUCCAGACCGGCGAGCCCGUGGCCAUCAAGCUGGAGCAGGUGAAGACGCGCCACCCGCAGCUGGCCUUCGAGGCCCGAUUCUACCGCAUUCUCAACGCUGGCGGUGGGGUCGUGGGCAUCCCCAACAUCCUGUUCUACGGCGUGGAGGGCGAGUUCAACGUGAUGGUGAUGGAUCUGCUGGGGCCCUCACUCGAGGACCUCUUCAGCUUCUGUGGUAGGAAACUCUCGCUGAAGACCACGCUGCUGCUGGCCGAGCAGAUGAUCGCGCGCAUCGAGUUUGUUCACAGCAAGAGCGUCAUCCACCGCGACAUCAAGCCGGACAACUU